Messenger RNA from Abrus precatorius (Indian licorice), 3600 nucleotides. RefSeq names its product phosphatidylinositol 4-phosphate 5-kinase 9. Gene Ontology annotation, molecular function: 1-phosphatidylinositol-4-phosphate 5-kinase activity; ATP binding. NCBI's taxonomy places the organism in Eukaryota, Viridiplantae, Streptophyta, Magnoliopsida, Fabales, Fabaceae. The transcript is spliced from 9 exons. Gene Ontology annotation, biological process: phosphatidylinositol metabolic process. The record is from RefSeq and is a predicted model, not a curated record. Bases 1206 to 3425 code for a protein of 739 amino acids.
UCCGUCUUUCUAUUAAAUUGUGGUUAUGGAUUUUUGCUGUAUUUGUACAUAAUGUGCAAUCGCUUAUCCUCAUUCGUGUGUGACAAGUGAGAAUUUAUUAUCUCCUGCUUUUUUUUUCUGUGAUUUUUUUCCGUGUUCAGUUUGCUAUAUGGAUCUCAGGAGAGAAUUAAAUGUAUUCUUAUUGUUUAGAAGGUUUUGUUCCUCACGGAAUCAAAGUUACGGAACCAAUCGUACAAUCGUGUCUGACUCCAACCACAAUUUAUCGAUUGUUUUGUUUAAGUUAGUUAUUUGAGUGUUUAUAUGUUUAGAAAUUGAAAUUGAAGGUGUUUGAGAUUUUUCUGAAACUGUAUGGUUGAACUAUGAGUUUAGCAAUUUUGGUGUUAUAAGAUAGAAUCUCUUGGGAAAUUGGAAUAGCACUUAUUGCUUGGCUGUGCAAUAAUUUUUGCAGAUUCGUUUGUUUCAAUUCUGAAGAACAGACUCUAGUUUUUGCUUUUUUUGUUUUUGUUUUUUUGGUCGUUGUUUUCAAGACAAGCAUUUGUCCUUCCAUUUUGUGUAUGCUUAUUUUACUUUUCAUUUUGUUUGGUUCUUUUAAUUUUUAACCUCAUUGAUAAGUUCUUUUAAAGUUUCAAUUGCUUGUAGUUGUGGCGUCUGUUUAAUUGCUUAAUGUUUCCCAAAUUUAUACUACAAUCGUCUGUUGUGGUCUACUAGUUUUUGUUUUUUUUUAAGGAAGUAGUGUGUUUGCAUCUGCUCUUUAGAAUUAAAUUUGUUUCCUUCUAUACUCUUAUGAGUUCUCUUAGGUUCUUGACAAAUUUUGUUUGCUUCUCUUUUUACAUGACAUGAACGUAUAUCUCUUCAGGCUUAUGUAAUGAUAGACAUCUAAUUUGUUUUAUUUUCCUGACUUCUCUUCUCUGGUCAAAAGGACAAAGAGUUUCAAGGGUCAAAUUCUUGUUGGUAAUUUGGAUGGAGCACUUUCUUGUGCAGAGAGAACAAAAUCUCUUGAUGCCAUUUCUGAAAUAGACCAUAUAUCUAUCUCGACAAACGGUGAAGCUGGUCAUUCCUCUGAAGUUGCUGGCUUUAGAGUAGGGGAACUUUUACUUCCUAAUGGAGAAUCAUAUUCUGGGUCCCUUCUUGGAAACAUUCCAGAGGGUCAGGGUAAGUAUGUAUGGUCAAAUGGUAGUGUAUAUGAGGGAGAGUGGAGACGGGGGAUGAGAAAUGGAAUUGGGAAAAUACAAUGGCCUUCUGGAGUAGCGUACGAGGGUGAGUUCUCAGGUGGCUAUAUUCAUGGUACAGGAACAUAUAUUGUCCCUAAUAAUCUCACCUACAAAGGUCGGUGGCGAUUGAAUCUUAAACAUGGGUUGGGUUACCAAGUUUAUCCGAAUGGAGAUAUCUUUGAAGGCUCUUGGAUCCAAGGAACACCAGAGGGGCCAGGCAAGUAUACCUGGGCCAAUGGAAAUGUAUAUUUGGGAAAUAUGAAAGGUGGGAGAAUGUCAGGAAAAGGAACUCUCACCUGGGUGAAUGGAGACUCAUUCGAAGGAAGCUGGUUAAAUGGUAUGAUGCAUGGGCUUGGGGUAUAUACAUGGAGUGAUGGUGGCUGCUAUGUUGGGACUUGGACCCGUGGUCUGAAAGAUGGCAAAGGAACUUUCUAUCCAAAAGAUAGCUACCUUUCAUCUGCACAAGAAAUAUAUCUCAAUGCAUUGAGGAAAAGAGGGCUGUUGCCAGAUUUGAGAAAACAGAAUCCAGUGCAUAUUCAUCAUGCUGCUUCAGUUGAUAUGGGAAAUGUCAAGGUUGGUGAGAGCCAGCGAUCAAGUCGUGUUUCAUCUGAUAAGCUAGCCAAAGGGAACCUGUUAAAUCUGGAACAGUCGCGCGGUGUGAAUAUUUCUCUUGAAAGGCGCUGGAGUCUUGAGGCAUCUAUUGAGAAAGUGAUUGGGCAUGAUUCAAAAUUAGGUUCAACAGAUUCAAUACUAGGAAAUGGGGAUAAAGAGGUUAAUGCAAAGGUCCCCAUCUUGGAACGGGAGUAUAUGCAAGGUGUGUUAAUAAGUGAGUUAGUGUUAAAUAAUAGUUUUUCAUCAAUGUCUAGAAGGGCUAAACAGCUUCAAAAGAAACUUGCCAAAGAGAUUAAAAGACCUGGUGAAGCAAUCAUUAAAGGUCACAGGAGCUAUGAUCUGAUGCUUAGUUUGCAGCUUGGAAUAAGGUAUACUGUGGGAAAGAUUACCCCAAUACAAAGACGAGAAGUUAGAGCAUCAGAUUUUGGUCCCAGAGCAAGCUUUUGGAUGAAUUUUCCUAAAGAAGGUUCUCAAUUGACACCUCCUCAUCAGUCAGAGGAUUUUAAAUGGAAAGAUUACUGCCCGAUGGUGUUCAGAAAUUUGAGAGAGUUGUUCAAGAUUGAUGCUGCUGACUAUAUGAUGUCCAUUUGUGGAAAUGAUGCACUGAGGGAACUAUCUUCUCCUGGGAAAAGUGGUAGCGUCUUUUUCCUGUCUCAGGAUGAUCGAUUCAUGAUUAAGACACUACGGAGAUCUGAAGUAAAGGUUCUUCUAAGAAUGCUUCCAGACUAUCAUCAUCAUGUGAAGUCAUAUGAUAAUACACUCAUCACAAAAUUUUUUGGUCUGCACAGGAUUAUACCUUCAAGUGGUCAAAAGUUCCGUUUUGUUGUAAUGGGAAAUAUGUUCUGCACAGAAUUAAGGAUCCAUAAGAGAUACGAUUUAAAAGGUUCAUCUCUUGGACGCUCUUCAGACAAGAUAGAAAUUGAUGAGAAUACCACUCUUAAAGAUUUGGAUCUGAAUUACUGCUUUUACUUGGAACCAUCUUGGCGGGAGUCUUUAUUAAAGCAGAUAGAGAUUGACAGCAAAUUCUUGGAAUUACAGCACAUAAUGGAUUACAGCCUCCUCCUAGGUGUUCAUUAUCGAGCUCCCCGGCAGUUGCGUCCUCUCACAUCAUACAACCAAAGUAUAAGUGCAGAUGGAUUGGCAAUGCUUGCUGAGGAAGACCCUCUCGAGGAUGAAGUAUCCAACUAUCCGCAAGGCCUUGUUCUGGUCCCUCGUGGUGCAGAUGAUAAUAGUGUUGUUGUAGGGUCACAUAUAAGGGGUAGCAGAUUGCGAGCUUCAGCUGCUGGUGAUGAGGAGGUGGAUCUACUUCUACCUGGUACAGCCAGACUACAAAUCCAGCUAGGCGUGAACAUGCCAGCUAGGGCAGAGCAGAUUCCAGGAAAAGAGGAAGUGCAAAUGUUCCAUGAGGCUUACGAUGUCGUACUUUACUUGGGUAUAAUUGACAUAUUGCAAGAGUACAACAUGACUAAGAAGAUUGAACAUGCAUAUAAAUCUAUCCAGUUUGAUUCAUUAUCUAUCUCGGCGGUGGACCCUACAUUCUACUCACGUCGCUUCCUGGAUUUUAUUCAGAAAGUGUUCCCACCGAAUGAAAUGGCAGGAUAAAGCUUGGGGGUUAAAUUCAACCACUUAGUUUUUUCAGAAAUUGUGUACAUUUUCACAUUCUCUCCUUUUGUUCAUGCUCUAUAAUUGACUUGAAUAUUUUUAGUUUUAAUAAAUAUAUGAAAUUCAAAUUCUGGUCAUUUUUCAAUUUAAAAUUGAUCAUUUUAGUCUCCUUGGC